This is a messenger RNA of Lodderomyces margitis, 1551 nucleotides long. RefSeq lists its product as uncharacterized. Gene Ontology annotation, cellular component: plasma membrane. Gene Ontology annotation, biological process: plasma membrane lactate transport. Bases 1 to 1551 code for a protein of 516 amino acids. NCBI's taxonomy places the organism in Eukaryota, Fungi, Ascomycota, Pichiomycetes, Serinales, Debaryomycetaceae. The record is from RefSeq and is a predicted model, not a curated record. Gene Ontology annotation, molecular function: secondary active monocarboxylate transmembrane transporter activity. The transcript has a single exon.
AUGAAAGAUAAAGUUGAAGUAGAACACAUUUCCCCUUACUCAUCGCUGAGCAAUCAGCUGGUGCAAUCAGAUGAUGCCAAUGAUUUAUUUAAUGAAAAACCAGAUUUAUCGCUAGCCUCAAUCAAGCACUAUUUUGCAACAAGAAUACCCAACUUGUUAGACAUGCCAGUAUACCAUCAAGAGAAGAAAUGGUACCAAGUCCUCAACCCUAUGACUGGUUUAAGAGAGAUGUCAACUUUGGAUUGGCAUUUCUACUUCUUAGGUUUCCUUGCUUGGUCGUUAGACGCCAUGGACUUUUUUUGUGUUUCCGUAUCUGCACCUGAAAUUGCUACCACUUUGCAAGUGAGCGUUACUGAUAUUACUUGGGGUGUUACUUUGGUGUUGAUGUUGAGAUCCAUUGGUGCAAUUAUCUUUGGUAUAGCUGCCGAUAGGUUCGGCAGAAAAUGGUGCUACAUUGCAGUCUGUGGUUUAUUCAUUCCGGUUGAGAUUGGCACAGGAUUUGUUCAAACAUACCAACAGUUUUUAGGGGUUAGGGCCAUAUUUGGCAUUUUGAUGGGUGCCAUGUAUCCUAUUGCUAUGAUCACGGCACUCGAAGGCCAGCCCACUGUGGCAAGGUCUGCUUUGUCGGGAUUAUUUAUCCCUGGGUAUUGCUUUGGAUACAUUUUGGCAAUGGUUUUCUAUCGUGCCUUUUCUGGAACUUACAAAGAAGGCGAAGGAUGGAGAAGUUUAUUUUGGUUUAGUGCCGGGCUCAGUGUCUUGUUGUGCACAUGGAGAGCUUGCAUCCCUGAAUCCCCUGACUUUGUCCAAACAAGGGAAAAGAAGAAGCGCUACAACAAAAGCAAUAAAACAACCUUUAUUGAUAAAAGUGUGUUGCAAACCUUGAAAACUGAAUGGUUGUUGUUUGUCUACCUUGUUUUGUUGUACAGUGGCUUCAACUUCACCACACAUGGUGCGCAAGAUUUGUAUGUCACCAUGCUCACUAAACAGUUUGGUGUCAGCUUGAACAAAAAGACAGUGAUUGUUGUUGUCAGUAACAUUGGUGGUAUGAUAGGUGGCUCCUUGAUGGGGAAUGCUUCAGAACUACUUGGUCGAAGACUUACAGUGGUUAUAUGUAUGCUCUUUAGUGGCGCUUUCUUGUACCCAUCUUUCUUUAACGCUGAUCAAAACUGGUGGGCUUAUGUUUUCUUAAAUGGUGGUAUUAUUGGCGCAUGGGGUAUCUCCUCAGUUUACUUGGUCGAGACGGUCAACAAGGCAAAUAGGACAUUGAUUUCAGGGUUGGUAUACCAGCUCGGUAACUUGGUUAGUUCAGCCAGUGCUACAAUCGAAGCAAGACUCGGGGAAAGGUUCCUCCUCGAAGGUGCAUCCGACGAUAUGUUUGACUAUGGAAAAGUUAUGUGUAUCUUUUGCGGAGCAGUCUUUUCUUACAUGAUUGUUUGCAUCAUUCUUGGUCCAGAAAAGUUUCACAACAACAUAGAUGUUAGUAACAAGCAGAGAGUGCAAGUUGAAGAGAUUGAUAGUGAUGAAGAUAUCAACUCCAAGUCAAGGGUUUGA